AUGAACCUGCAUUCGUUGGCGCUUCUUUUGGCGCCGAGCUCGGUGGCUGUCACCGCCUCCGUGGACACUGCAAAUGUCCUGACGACGUUUCGACACAUGCAGGGCUGGCGCUGCAAGACGCGGAUGUUCAGCGCUUUGCAUUUGCCGGAUCACUUGGAGAUGGUGGAGAAGGUGCAACAGGCAUCGGUGUGGUGCAGCCACCAUCCGGGUUGUUACGGCGUGCAGUUCUACAACGCGGGCCCAGAGGAAGAUUUCAUGUACUGCAUGAAGUGGUGCGGCCAACCUCAGUGGUGCCUUGCACCCAUCCUCGAAGAGGACGCCGAGGGCUUGCAGGCGGACGAGCUGGUUCAAGACAAUCUGUUUUACCUGCUGGUCAAGCCUCGUCCGGCUUCGGACGAGCGGCUGGUUUCCCCGCCGCUCCAGGGCCCGCCAGCCAGAUGCUCAUACGCCGGUCGUGUGGGUCCCUGCUUCGAUCCACUUGCCCGAGAGGCUUGCAGGGCACGCAAGUUUAAGCCCGGAGAGAGGGCCUUUGUUUUUGCAGACGAUCUGCAGCGCAGAGCCGAGUGGAUGGAUCAUUUGGAGGACUCCUACAUACUCCACCUACAGCGCAAGUGGGCGGAGCCAAAUGGUGUCGAUGUGGUGCUGAUUCUUCCGGACGACACCACAGCAAGAUACCCAAUUUCCGGGGCCCAAAGAUCGGCCCUGAUGCGGAUGGGUGUCCGCAUCGUAGAGGUGCCUUGGAUUCGGCCGGAGCUGGGCAAAGGUAUCCCUUCCUGGGCUCAGCAAGUAUGGUGUGUCGAUCGCGACUUCUUCAAGCUCCAUGCGCUGGGACUUGAGUAUGACGCGAUUAUCUUCUACGACACGGAUGUGUUUGUGAACCCUCCGGACUUCUCACACCUGGAAGCAGUUUUCAACUGCGCGUACCAGGGCUACUUUUUGGCCUCGGCUCUUCACGGCGGCUUCGAGCCGCUAACCGUCGCCUUCUUCGCCCUGCGGCCCUCGCCGGCGCUGCUCCGCGCUGUGCAGCGCUUUCUGCUGAAUGCAACCUUCGAUGACGAUGGCGCCUGGAACUGGGUCGGCUUUGGGCCCUGGGGCUGCCUGGACAGUACCGACGAGUGGUGCUUCCGUUCCUACCACGUGGGCGGCGAGUGUGGGCAAGGCCUUUUCUAUGACCUCUUCUACCGUGCUGACCAGGUUUUCUGGACAGCACUGGAGGCCGAACCUUCCACGGUGAGGCCGCUGGGUGUGAUGCUGGAUGGAUGCAUCUGGCUCUACGAAAACUCCGUCCGGGUUGCUGGGUUUCCAACGGUGCCCAAUCCCUGCCCGGACAUGGUCGCGCAGCAUCGCUGCGGCAACAUCGUGGCAUACCACAAGGUCAUCGAGGGGCGCGGCUGCGCCGAGUCGCCUGAGCUCCUUGGCGCGAGCGCCGCGUCUUCCUUGAGGCUCUAUCCGUCGGAUGCAGCAGACAGUCUCUACAACACGCACACGCCGCUUGUGGCCGAGUUGGCCAUCUAUCGCAGAUUGUCCAUCAUGGUACAGCAUGUGCUGCAGCGAGAGAGGAAGAUUCGAGAAUUCGAGAAAAGCUCAGCCGAGGCCACCUUCUGCGGGGCUGUGGGGCCGCUGAAGGUCCAAGCCGCUAUGUGCCCGAGUGAGCAAAAGGGCUCCAGCAGGAGAGAUGUCAGCCGGGCCCUGAGCGACCUCGGCACCGGCAUGGGGCUCAAGCUUGUGAACAGCUGCCAGAUGCAGCAGCGGCUUGGUGCUGUUGGCAUGGUCUUGCGGCUCGUCUGGUCCAUGGACCAUCAACCGAGCCAAGAGAUGGAGCGGUGGCGUCACGCCGAGGCUUUGCAACGACCUGUCACCACAAGAUCAUCGAGCUCUUCGCCAGAAAUGGCCAAGGAGUUCUGCGAGAAAUUGGACGUGGCGGAUGGGCACGGUCAUCACGAGCGUCGCCACGUGACUGUUGAUGCGAGGCCUACGGAUGUCGGUCUCGCUGCCACAAAGCCGCGGUCGGAACAGUGCCAAGAAACUCCGUUCGGCACGAUGGCAAUCACUGACAAGAAGCCCAGACCGAGCACGGACAGCACCGACAGCACGCGCGUACCGUCUGAGGAUGGUGAGGAGGUUUGCCACUCACAGGCCUUGGCCAAGCCAGAGGAUGCCACUGGCGACGUUUGCAUCGACGAGGGGAAGUUGUUGAUCCCUGCCGUCGAGCGCCGGUGCAUGGUUGAGAGCCCUGGAAGGUCCAUCCUGGAGGACAACAUACCCCUGGACGAGCUCAUGACUCCGCGGUACCACAGCCCGGCUCACCUCAAUUUUGCCAGCGAGGCAGGUGAGGCCGAGACCGAGACGAAUGAUGACGAGCAUCUCACCAUCAAGGGAGAUCUGCCUGGAGUGCUCCGGGCCGACACGGAUGUGCAUCCUGUGCUUUUAGCGUACCUGUCUGUGCCAGACAUGUUGGCGUGGCGCAGAACGUCCCGGCAGAGUCGGAGUCCAGAGGUGUUGUUGCGGCACAUCGCCGAAGUUGGCAGGUUUGACACGUCCGCCUCGAUCGUGACCUGUAGGGAUGGAGCGAAGCAACACCAGUCUCACGGCGAAGCUUUUGCCGACGAUGUCAUCUCCCGGAAGCGCUAUCAAUGCCAGAAUUGGUGUAUGGUGCUGGCUCGAGUCGCGACAACCCAUUUUGCAGAAAGUUCUGUCCGUGACAUCGUGAUCAAGAACCUCCGUGAUGCAUUUGGGUACUGCCUUGAUGCAAAUCGUUCCGUCCGUGCAGCGGCACACCUUAUAGUUGUGAACUAUGGAAUCGGCGGCCUCGGAUUCGUGAAAGAGCUGAUUGCAGAGACAAUGCUCAGUCAGAUGAGAGACAUCUUGUCAACCAGUCAGGAGACAGACGUGACCUGGAAUGACAUGUGGCAGUGCAUGCAACAUCUGGAAGUCCUCCUGCGAUCACUGACGGAGCCUCAACGUCAGGAGUGGGUGUGCUUGUUGGUCACACUGCUGCACUUGCUUCCCGCUUAUUCCGCUGCUUGCCAGAACGAAGUGAUUGAUUCUCUGAAGCUCCUUUGGCGUGCUGCUGACGAUCCUACUGCAACUUAUGCAGACGCGGAGCAGCAACUCCGGGCUCGACUCUCUUCCACGGACUUCGAGAGCGUGAGGGAGAACCUGCAGUGUCUGCUCAUGUGCUGA
Symbiodinium sp. CCMP2592 is the source of this 3183-nucleotide messenger RNA. The record is from the annotation of a GenBank genome assembly. NCBI's taxonomy places the organism in Eukaryota, Dinophyceae, Suessiales, Symbiodiniaceae.